Molecule: messenger RNA, 1098 nt
Organism: Linum trigynum
Lineage: Eukaryota; Viridiplantae; Streptophyta; Magnoliopsida; Malpighiales; Linaceae
Source: the annotation of a GenBank genome assembly
AUGGGGAAGAAGAAGAAGAGAGCGCCUUCCAAGGUUUGGUGCUACUACUGCGAUCGCGAAUUCGACGACGAGAAGAUACUAGUCCAGCAUCAAAAGGCCAAGCACUUCAAGUGCCACGUCUGCCACAAGAAGCUCUCCACCGCCGGCGGAAUGACCAUUCACGUCCUUCAGGUCCACAAGGAGUCCGUCACCAAAGUUCCCAAUGCUAAACCUGGAAGAGAAGCAACAGAUAUUGAAAUAUAUGGAAUGCAAGGUAUUCCACCUGAUGUAUUGGCUGCUCACUAUGGAGAAGAUGAGGAUGAAGCUCCAUCAAAGGCUGCAAAGGUGGAGAUUCCUUCUACACCUUAUGUAGUUCCAGGUUCAUUGCCUCUUGGAUAUCGUCCACGACCUUUAGGCCCGGGCCCCCCAGUCUACAGUUCUGGUGCGCCUGGAGGUUGGCCAGUUCCUCCACGUCCCCAGACUUGGUAUCCACAGAAUCCUAUGGUUUCAGUUCAUCCUCCAGCUCCUGCAGGAUAUGGUCAGCAGCCAUUGUUUCCUGUGCAAAAUGUGAGGGCUCCUUUAGGCCCAUCGCCACCCGCAACCGUACUUCCUGCUCAGGUGGCUCCUCCUGGACUGCCUUCAUCCACACCUCCAGUUCCUGUGUCGCAGCCUCUUUUUCCUGUAGUUAACAGCAAUUUACCACAAAGUCAACCAUUUUCGGGUCCUUUGCCGCCCCCUAGUAUACCACCUGGAACCUCUGCAGAACUGAGAGGACAAGCAGAUAUACACUCUGGAAUUAACAAUUAUACCAUGCCAGCUGGAUACCAGGUUUCUAAUUUGCCAGGUUCAGCAUUUCCUAGUUCACAUUCCUAUGCUUCUGGUCCAAAUACUGCGGGUCCAUCUAUUGGACCGCCUCCAGUAAUUGCUAACAAAGCUCCUGCUAACCAGCCGAGUGAAGUGUAUUUAGUUUGGGAUGAUGAAGCAAUGUCCAUGGAGGAAAGAAGAAUGUCCUUACCAAAGUAUCAGGUGCAUGAUGAAACUAGCCAGAUGAGUUCCAUUGAUGCAGCUAUUGACCGAAGGAUUCUGGAGAGCAGGCUGGCUGGCAAAAUGGCAUUCUAG